Messenger RNA from Entrophospora sp. SA101, 915 nucleotides. The record is from the annotation of a GenBank genome assembly. NCBI's taxonomy places the organism in Eukaryota, Fungi, Glomeromycota, Glomeromycetes, Entrophosporales, Entrophosporaceae.
AUGAAUAAGUAUGCUGAGGGCUACCCUAAUUCUCGCUAUUAUCAAGGGUGUCAAUACAUGGAUAAAAUUGAAGAACUGGCGGUUGAUUUAGCCAAAAGAUUAUUCGGAACCGAAUAUGCCAACGUUCAGCCACAUUCUGGUUCCCAAGCCAACCAAGCAGUAUAUUUAGCCCUUUUACAGCCUGGUGCUAAAAUAUUGAGUUUAAAUUUGCUCGCCGGCGGGCAUUUAACUCACGGUGCCAAAGUAAACUUUUCCGGAACCUUUUACCAAAUUCAUUAUUAUAAUCUUAACCCGCUUACGCAAAAAUUAGAUUACGAAGAAAUUAACCAAAUCGCCCAAAAAGUUAAACCAAAAUUGAUUAUCGCUGGUUAUAGUGCUUACAGUUUAAAAAUUGAUUUUGCCAAGUUUCGGAAAAUUGCUGAUAAAGCUGGUGCUUACUUGCUGGCUGAUAUCGCCCAUGUAGCAGGUUUAGUGGCUGCUGAUUUGUUUCCUAAUCCUGUUCCUUACGCCGAUGUAAUUACUUUUACUACCCAUAAGACUUUAAGAGGACCACGGGGAGCAGUGAUUUUAGCCAAAAAAGAAUUAGGACAAAAAAUUGAUAAAGCCGUUUUUCCCGGGAACCAAGGGGGACCAAAUUUAGCAAUUAUUGCGGCCAAAGCCCAAUGUUUUUGGGAAGCCCUGCAACCAGAAUUCAAAGAAUACCAAAAAAAAGUUUUAAAAAAUGCGAAAGCCAUGGCUGAAUAUUUUCAAAAAAAAGGUGUCAAAGUAAUCAGCGGUGGCACCGAAACCCAUUUAUUAUUAAUUGAUACUAAAAGUAGUUAUAAUUUAACGGGGAAAGCAGCAGCAGAGAGAUUAGAGGAAAGAGGCAUUAUUUGUAAUAAGAAUAUGCUUCCUUACGAUGAUGAAAAACCCUGA